Messenger RNA from Racocetra persica, 1037 nucleotides. Lineage: Eukaryota; Fungi; Glomeromycota; Glomeromycetes; Diversisporales; Gigasporaceae. The record is from the annotation of a GenBank genome assembly.
AAAGCGAAGUUAAAGGUUAUAGUGACGUAUAUUUCCAACCAAGGGCAGAGGCCCUGGUAACAAAGAAAAGAAAGAUGGAGGAAUUAAAAACAGAAAAGUUGGAAACUAAUAUGUUAAAGAGUAAGGAAAAUAUGGUCAAUAACUGGUUCAAUAUGACUGAAGAAGAGAGGUAUCAAAGAGACACGUCUUCACUUGAAACUCCAUCUAGAAGUGAAGACAAGAUAGAAGGUUUCAGAAAGUUCACAGAAUCGGAAUUAGGUGGAAUGGUAUCAUAUGAUAUGGGCAUUAUAGUGAUGGACAUAGAUCCUAAGCCACAAAAUGCAAUUAACAGUUUAGAAUCAGAAGAAGUAGCACCAGAUGCACAAUCAAAUAAACCAAUUAAGACCCCCAGGAAAUGGACCAGUUUCUUUACGCAAUUAAGACGGGGGCAAGCAACCUUUUCAAAAUAUACACCAAGGAUAAAAAUUACAACCAAGAAUAAUAAUGCACUCAUCUUUGACAUUCGUAGCAUGAACGAUAUACAAAUGAAUGAUAUUAUAUCUACAUUGUACAAUAAAAUAGAUAAUGCUCUAGUUGGGGCAAAGCCUCAUUAUACUAAAGGAAAAAGAACAUACUUAGAACUGGUUUUUAAUAGUGAGAAGAAACAACAAUAUUAUGCAAAGGAGUAUGAUACCAAUGAAGAGCAGAAUAUUGAAAAUAAUGAAGAGUCGAGUAGUUCGAUGCAAGAUAUUGCCGAUAGGGAUGUGGAGAUAUUAUCCCAAGAAGGUGAAUCCCUUGAUAUUAUAUUAGAUGAAGACAGAAAUGAGAAAAAUCAGCAGAAGGCGCAAAUGAAUACAAAUAGUGCAGAUAUAAAUGUUCUGAAUAUAGAUCACAAAGAUGUACAAGCACAAGUACAAGAAAAUAAUGUAGAGAAACAAGCAGAUGAUGGUUUCAUAAUAGUUACACACAAGAAGGUUAAAAUAAGGAAGAGUAUAUAUAAUAGUAGGUCUAAGCCAUAUGUAAGUAAUAGACCAUCUCAGGAUGGUCGUAACAAAUGA